AAUGAUUCUAUUUCAUGUAUUGGCUCUCAUGUCCUUUGUUAGGAUAGUUUGCACAGGAGGAUCUCACUCACUGUGGUUCUUUAUCACAAUAACAUCAGGACCAUCACCAUUUCCAGAGUUGGUCAUCGUAGAGAUGGUGGAUGAUUUUCCAGUGGGUUACUAUGACAAUUCAGCAAAAAGGAUGAUUGCAUGGAAAAACUGGCAGAAAGAGGAGACCGAUGUGCAAUAUGCAGAGAUUAGGCAAAAGGCAAUCAUUCUUGUCACUAACAGAAUGAAAAAAAGACUUGAACUGAUGAGAGAGCACUAUAAUCACAGUGAUGGUCUCUUUACAUAUCAGAGAAUAGUCGGAUGUGAGCUGGAUGCAGAUGACACAGAAAGGUUUAAAAGGAUAGACGCUUACAAUGGAAACGACAUAUUUGAAUUUAACAGUGAUACCAGGGACUGGCACACUUUCAAUCCAGACAUAGAGGAAAAAUUCAGCGUCUUGGAAUCACAGAUUGAUCUUUUGUCCCAAGCUUUUUACCAACCUUGGUGCAUAUCGACGCUGAAAAGCCAUCUGCACCAGCUGAAUAGUUUACUGAACCGAAAGGUGCAUCCUAGAGUCAGAGUGAUCCAUAAAGAGGACAGAGACUCUGGGGGGAUGGAGGUGAUCUGCCUGGCGACCGGCUUCUACCCUCGACACAUCAGCCUAACCCUGCAGAGGAACAGCCAGCCUGUCCCAGACCAGGAGCUGACCAGGGGGGAACCCCUGCCCAACGGAGACGGGACGUACCAGCUGAGGAGAAGCCUGAGUGUCAGUGCUGAGGAGCUGAGAGAGAGACACCUCUACACCUGUACUGUCACACACAGCAGUGUGCACAACAAACUGGAUGUGAGCGGGGAGUUCCAGUCGAGUCGGAACAAGCUGGUCCAGUAUGGAGUAUCAUUUGGGCUUCUGACUGCGCUUGUACUCACCAUAUUUGGCCUCUGCAUCCGGAACAAAAGACAUUCUGGUCUGUCUCAGAUGUGCAGCACACAGCAGUAGGAGAGUGGAAUGAUGAGCCUUCAGGUGAUUCAGGGCCACUUGUUACAGAGCCAGAGGUAUUUGAAGCCAUGGAGUGUCUCUAAACAUCAUUAAACUUUUGCGCAUAUGCUAAAACCGGUGUGAUGAG
Megalops cyprinoides (Indo-Pacific tarpon) is the source of this 1151-nucleotide messenger RNA. RefSeq names its product major histocompatibility complex class I-related gene protein-like. Lineage: Eukaryota; Metazoa; Chordata; Actinopteri; Elopiformes; Megalopidae. The record is from RefSeq and is a predicted model, not a curated record. The transcript is spliced from 6 exons. Gene Ontology annotation, biological process: immune response. Gene Ontology annotation, cellular component: external side of plasma membrane. The coding region runs from base 2 to 1024 and encodes 340 amino acids.